GGCAUUCGCACUCACGAAAAACGCUGUCGUCUUCGUGUCCUCGUCGUCGCCAACGUCCCCCACCCACAUAAGCCAUGGCCGAGGAAAUCAUUGCGGACUCCUACGUCGGUUUCGACUCCAUUACGCAGCAGAUUGAGCACAAGCUCUUGAAGCGCGGGUUCCAGUUCAAUGUUAUCCUCGUCGGCCAGACCGGGUUGGGAAAGUCUACGCUCAUUAACACCAUUUUCGCGUCGCAUUUGGUAGACUCGAAGGGACGCUUCACGUCUGACGAGCCCGUGCGCCAGACGACCGAAAUCCAGGCAGUGUCGCAUGUCAUUGUCGAGAAUGGGGUCAAGCUGCGCCUUAACAUCGUCGACACGCCUGGAUACGGGGACCAGGUCAACAACGAGAACUGCUGGGACCCGAUUGUCAAGUACAUCAAGGACCAGCACAGCGCGUACCUGCGCAAGGAGCUCACGGCCAAGCGCGACCGCUACAUCCAAGACACCCGCAUCCACUGCUGUCUCUACUUCAUCAACCCGACCGGGCACUCGCUCCGCCCCAUCGACGUGAUUGUGAUGAAGAAGCUCAGCGAGGUUGUCAAUGUCGUCCCCGUCAUCGCCAAGUCGGACAGCCUGACUAUCGAGGAGCGCGAGAAGUUCAAGAUCCAGAUCAGGGAAGAGCUCGUGUUCCACAACAUCCGCUUGUACCCCUUCGACACCGAGGAUGACGAUGAGGAGGAGAAGCAGCUGAACGAGAGCAUUAGGGACAUCAUUCCCUUCGCGAUCGUUGGCUCCGAGCGCCCCGUUCUCGUUGACGGCAAGCCGGUGCGCGGACGUAAGAACCGCUGGGGUGUGGUCAAUGUUGAGGACCCGACUCACUGCGAGUUCGUCCACUUGCGCAACUUCCUUACGAGGACCCACUUGCAGGACCUCAUCGAGACGACGGCGAACAUUCACUACGAGGCGUUCCGCUCGAAACAGCUCCUCGCGCUCAAGGAUGCCAACCAGCGUCCCGCCGGCCAGUAGAUGCGCAUUCGUUGAUAUCGCUUUGCCUUUUGCCCUUGUUCCCGAGAUGGAUGGUGACAAAAAGUGAUACCCUGGUCAUGCUCGCGCGCCGUCCCUCGCUCACCUCGCUCUUUACGGAUACUGUUUCUAUUGGAUACAUAAUACUUUUCGUGCUCUCUCCUUCCCGUGUUGUUGUUUUCUUGUCGGUGCCGUAUCUCCGUUGGCAGUAUUCAUCCGGUACUUCAGAUGUGGCCUUGGCGUCCCCCCGCGCGCCUGUCCUGUCAGCACCUGUAGGUCAAGCCGAAUUUCCGAGGGACUUGUGCGUCCGC
This is a messenger RNA of Schizophyllum commune H4-8, 1315 nucleotides long. RefSeq names its product cell division/GTP binding protein. NCBI's taxonomy places the organism in Eukaryota, Fungi, Basidiomycota, Agaricomycetes, Agaricales, Schizophyllaceae. Gene Ontology annotation, biological process: cytoskeleton-dependent cytokinesis. The transcript has 7 exons. Gene Ontology annotation, molecular function: molecular adaptor activity; GTPase activity; GTP binding. Gene Ontology annotation, cellular component: microtubule cytoskeleton; cell division site; septin complex. The coding region runs from base 75 to 1007 and encodes 310 amino acids. The record is from RefSeq and is a predicted model, not a curated record.